Scomber scombrus (Atlantic mackerel) is the source of this 1029-nucleotide messenger RNA. RefSeq names its product putative nuclease HARBI1. The record is from RefSeq and is a predicted model, not a curated record. The transcript has 4 exons. Bases 1 to 1029 code for a protein of 342 amino acids. NCBI's taxonomy places the organism in Eukaryota, Metazoa, Chordata, Actinopteri, Scombriformes, Scombridae.
AUGGCAUGUCCUUUUCUUGAAGACCCAGUUGAUGUCGAGGCGCAGAUACUCCGCAGAAAUCUCCGCAGAAAUCUCCGUCGGGAGAGGAUUAUUAGACCCCGAUUGGAUGUUUUAUCAUUUCCUGAUGAGUACCUAUUUGAGCGUUUCCGUUUCUCUGCAUCAUCAAUAAUUUAUUUAAACAAUAUUCUCAGCCCUCACCUCGUUCACAUGACACAUCAUGGACACACUCUCAGUUCCGAGCAAAUUCUUUGUGUUGCACUUCGUUUUUUUGCCAACGGCAGUUUUUUGUAUAACAUCGGUGAUGCACAGCAUGUGUCCAAGGCAACUGUCUGUCGGGCUGUCCGAAAUGUGACACUUGCACUGAAACGGCUACUAUACACGUUUGUAGUGUUCCCAAGUCACAGACCCACCAGACUUCUCAAAGAAGAGUUCCACAGAAUUGCAGGGUUUCCAGGUGUGAUUGGCUGCAUAGAUGGCACUCACAUUCCGAUCAUAGCUCCUUCAAUAAAUGAAGGAGAUUAUGUGAAUAAGAGAUCUGUCCACACUAUUAAUGUACAGAUCAUAUGUGAUGCAGCCCACAUGAUAAAAAAUGUGGAAGCAAAGUGGCCUGGGUCUGUGCAUGACUCACGAAUGUUUUGUGAGUCUACACUGAGUGCCAUUUUUGCCCGUGGAGAGUUCGAUGGUUACCUACUCGGAGACAGAGGGUACCCCUGCCAGCACUAUCUGCUGACCCCUUACCCUGACCCUGAGCCUGGCCCACAGCAGGCUCACUGCAGGACACGAGCCAGAGUGGAGAUAACCAUCGGGAUGCUCAAGGCCCGGUUCCAGUGCCUUCAUAGGCUCAGGGUCACCCCAGAAAGGGCUUGUGACAUUAUAAUGGCAUGUGUGGUUCUCCACAACAUUGCCACUAUUAGAGGAGAACAAUGUCCUACUCGUUCCCCUAAUGAUCCAGAUAGUAAUCCUGACCCCCCUGCUGAUGCACGAGAUGGAAGAGCUGUUAGAGACAUGAAAUGCUUCAAUCAUUUCUGA